AUGCUGAUGCCAACGCUGCCGUCGCUGCCGUCAAGGCUGACCCAAAGCUUGCCCACUUUGCCAGCAAGUUGGUCCCAGUCUCAUACGCCACCCAGACUGUUGCCGGAACCAACUUCUUUGUCAAGGUUCAGACUGAGCAUGGAUACAUCCACGUCAGAAUCUUCAGAGACUUGCACCAGCACUUCUCCCUGCACUCCAUCCAGGAGAACCAGACUGCUGAGUCCCCAAUUGCCUACUUCUAAACGGUGUGUUUGUUCGAACUCCCCCAAAAGAACUGGACGAGAUGCAUUCAUUGGCAUGCAUGAUCGCCAUGCCAACACAAUACAUCCUUUGUUUAUUUGUUAU
Molecule: messenger RNA, 345 nt
Organism: Acytostelium subglobosum LB1
Lineage: Eukaryota; Evosea; Eumycetozoa; Acytosteliales; Acytosteliaceae
Exons: 2
Source: RefSeq, a predicted model, not a curated record